CUGUGCAUCCGUUCGGUCUUCUCGGUCUGCUCGGUCCGCUGUUGCGUCGCUGCAAUCUCUCGCGCCCUCCCCUUGCCACUCGGGCUCGCUGUCUAUCGAGCUCUCGCGUCCGCAUCGCCCAGCCACUUUCUGCUGCCCUCGGCAUCCAGCCCCAUCCAGUUGCCCCCACAUUCCGCCAUGUCCUCCCGCCUCCUUUCCAAGCAGAUCGCAUCCAACCAUGCGCGGUGGAUUCUCCAGGCCCGUCGUGCUGCUCCCAUGAAUCUCGCGGCCCUGUCCAAGAAGCCGCUGUCUCCGUCGCCGCUGUUUUUCUCAACGCAGCGACGAACUCUCGACCCGGCUCUCGGUCGCCCGUCGUUCCCAUCGCGAUCGAAUCGCGACCUCCACACUCAUGUGGCCUCCGCAACGUCGCUACAUCCUCUCUUUGCCCUGCAACGGAACGCUGCCGAAAAGCCGCCGACACCGGUGCAGCCUGUCCAGGCCGUAGCAUCCACGCCAAUUCCCGGCGUUCCUCCCAAAGCCAAGGAGGAAAGCCCUGUCGAGAAGGCCAUCCGCGAUGCCAAGGAAGAAGAGAGCGUCGAGAUCCAGGCCAAGGCCCAAGAAAUCAUCAACAAGUUCAACCAGCCCGAGGAGGCUGCCGCUGCCGCUGCCGCGGCUCCAGCUCCGGCCCCCUCCGCCGAAGUAGCUGCCCCGGCCAAGAAGCGGACUAUUUGGGAGAUCGUCAAGGCCGAGGCCAUCCACUACUGGCACGGCCUCAAGCUCCUCGGCAUUGAGGUUGCCAUCUCGUCCAGACUUGUCAUCAAGAUCCUCAACGGACAGAAGCUGAUUCGCCGAGAGAUGAGACAGCUCCAGCGCACCGUCGGCGAUAUGGUCCUGCUGAUCCCCUUCCUCGUCAUGGUCAUCAUUCCAUUCGCCGAGCUUGCCAUUCCCUUCCUCAUCAAGAUCUUCCCCAACAUGCUCCCGAGUACCUUCGAGAGCAAGUUCCAGGAGGAAGAAAAGAAGAAGCGGCUGCUCAAGGUCCGUCUCGAGAUGGCCAAGUUCUUGCAGGACACGAUCGAGGAGGUUGCCGUCUCGGGCUCCUCAAAGUCGACCGCUGCCAAGGAGUUCAGCCAGUUCUUUGCCAAGUAUCGCAACUCUGGCGAGAUUGCCCCGGCCACCGAGGUCGUCAAGAUUGCCAAAAAGUUCCAGGACGAGCUGACGCUCAACUCGCUGUCGCGACCGCAGCUUGUCAGCAUGGCUCGCUUCUUGAACAUCAAUGCCUUUGGCACCGACACUUUCCUGCGCAACCAAAUCGACCGCCGGCUAAAGUAUCUCAAGGAGGACGAUAAAGUGAUCGCUUCCGAAAAGAUCGAGUCGCUCACUAUCCCUGAGCUUCAGCAGAUCUGCCAGUCCCGCGGCAUCCGCACCAUUGGCGUCUCGCCCGCCCGCCUGCGAAGCGAGCUGCAGCAGUGGAUCGAUCUCAACCUCAACCACCAGAUCCCGACCUCCCUCCUGGUUCUGUCGCGCGCCUUUAUCAUCUCCGAAAAGAUCCCGAGCAGCCCCGAGGACUCGAUGAAGCAGAGCGCAGAGGCUCUCCAGGCCACACUCUCGGCUCUCCCCGACCAAGUUCUCAGCGAAGCGGCGUUGAAGGUCUCGCAAGCCUCUGGCACGGCCACCUUCAAGCAGAAGCUUGAAGUUUUGCAACAGCAAGAGGAGCUUAUUGCCGAUGAACUCGAACAGAACGCGGCUGCUGCAGAGUCCGCCAAGAUUGUCGAGCAGGAUAAGCUCGCCAAGGCAGCACAGCCAGCGGUUGCUCCAGCCGCCACUGCCGCUGCGGACGUCAAGGUUGACGAAAUCUCAACCGAGCAGCUGCAGCGCCUGGGAGAUGCGCUCAAGACCAUGGCCUCCGACUCUGCCCUCAACGACGUCAAGGAGGAGCUUGGAAUGCUCAAGGAGGAGCGUGAGGAGUUCAAGGAAGACAUCGAAGAGCUCAAGCAGGUUACCCAGGUUGAGGCCCCCAAGGCCACCUCGACGGUCGGUCGCCAGGUCGAUAAGAUGAUUGCCUCGCUCGAGAAGGAGCUCAUCAAGUACGAUGCCGAGAUUGGCAGCAAGCUCAACCUGGUCAAGCCCAACGAGGAGGGCAAGAUCUCUCUGGAAGAGAUUGAGGAGGUCCUCAAGGUCAUCAAGGACUACCCCAACGACGACCGCGUCAAGCACAUUGUCAAGGAGCUUGACGUGGACGGCGACGGAUUCGUUUCCAUCGCCGAGGUCCUCGUCCUGGCACAGGAGCAUUCCAACAAGGAAGGCUACGGCGUGGUGCUCAAGCAGGUCAAGGCCGACAACAUGGCCAAGGCUGCCGCCGCUCCCGCCACUCCUGCCCCUGCUCCUGCUGCUGCUGCUGCUGCUGCCCCUGCUCCUGCUGCUGGAGAUGCCGCCAAGCCUACUGGACCGACAUCGACUCCUUCGUCAUGA
This is a messenger RNA of Polychytrium aggregatum, 2448 nucleotides long. Its product is annotated as LETM1-like protein-domain-containing protein. Bases 178 to 2448 code for a protein of 756 amino acids. Gene Ontology annotation, molecular function: ribosome binding; calcium ion binding. The record is from RefSeq and is a predicted model, not a curated record. The transcript is spliced from 7 exons. Gene Ontology annotation, biological process: intracellular monoatomic cation homeostasis. Lineage: Eukaryota; Fungi; Chytridiomycota; Chytridiomycetes; Polychytriales. Gene Ontology annotation, cellular component: mitochondrial inner membrane.